AUGGGGGAGAAGAAGCGCAGGGUUGUCUCCUUAUAUGAGGUUUCCGAUAUUGAUCAAGAGGUUUUCAACGUUAGCUACAAUGGGGAAGAUAAAAUAGCUACGUGUGGUUGUAAAAAUUUUGAAAAGAUCGGCUUACUGUGUCGUCAUAUAUUUGUCGUAUACAUUAACCUCAAGAUUGAAUGCAUUCCUGAGAAAAAUGUGGUGAGUCGAUGGACUAAAUAUGCUCCCAAGAUAAUUCUUCAGGAAGUUGACAGUACAAUAGAUGCUCAAUGUUCUCGUAUGGAAGACAACAAGUAUCUUAUGAAUCAACUGCACUCAGAGUUCUUUGAGACUGUAGGUUUGGUUGAAGGCGAUACAGAUCAAAUGAACAUAUUUUUGCGUGGUUUGCGUGAUUUGAAACAGAUGCUUGCACAACAAAACCAGUCCGAUGUUGCUAGCGAUCAGCAGUUGUUUGAUCGGUAUUACGGCUAUUCUUUGCCGAAGGAAGUUUCAGUGUUGCCUCCAGAUCCAGUGAAAAAUAAAGGAAGUGGAAGUAGAUUAAAAUCGAGAAAAGAGAAGGAGCAACAACUUAAGAACAAACCUCUCAGAAGGUGUAGCAAAUGUCGUCAAAUGCGCCACCAUGAUGCUAGGAAUUGCGAUGAGGUAUCGACAACCUGGCUUAGAGCAAACUCAUGA
This is a messenger RNA of Salvia miltiorrhiza (redroot sage), 675 nucleotides long. RefSeq lists its product as uncharacterized. Gene Ontology annotation, molecular function: zinc ion binding. The record is from RefSeq and is a predicted model, not a curated record. The transcript has 2 exons. Lineage: Eukaryota; Viridiplantae; Streptophyta; Magnoliopsida; Lamiales; Lamiaceae. Bases 1 to 675 code for a protein of 224 amino acids.